Molecule: messenger RNA, 2095 nt
Organism: Ziziphus jujuba (common jujube)
Lineage: Eukaryota; Viridiplantae; Streptophyta; Magnoliopsida; Rosales; Rhamnaceae
Product: myb family transcription factor EFM
Exons: 4
Coding region: 446-1834 (462 amino acids)
Biological process (GO): regulation of DNA-templated transcription
Molecular function (GO): DNA binding; DNA-binding transcription factor activity
Source: RefSeq, a predicted model, not a curated record
GAUUCCUUCACUCAGACCACCUCUCUCACAUUUUUGGCUUUUAUUUGCCUUUGUUCUUUGCAAGAAGUUACCAUCCUUCUUUAUCCCCUUUGCUUUUUCUUUUCUCUCUCUCUCUCUCUCUCUCUCCCCCCAAAUUCUUGCUUUAUUCCUCUUGAACUCACCCUAAAAAAGAAGACGAUCCUCUUACGAUCCUCAUUGUGUUCGCAAACAACAUCUUCUUCCUUUCUCUCUUCUCUCUCUCUCUCUCUCUCUCUCUCUCUCUCUCUAUCUCAAACUGAGAAAGCAGCCAAACACCUUCUUUUGCCCUUGUUUGUUCCUACAUACCCCUGUUGUUAUUUGAUAACAUGAACAUUUUCUGAAAACGCAGUUUCGUUUUUUCCCACAUCUAUCUGUUUGUUGUUGUCACAUCUAAAAGGAAAACAAAAACAAAAAACCAAAAAGUAUAAUGGCAUCGCCGUCGGAACUAUCCCUGGAAUGCAAACCCCAUAGCUAUUCCAUGCUGCUAAAAUCAUUUGGAGACCAUCCAGCUGAUCAAACCCGGAAACUAGAAGAAACCCUUUCUCGCCUUGAAGAAGAAAGGCUCAAGAUCGAUGCCUUUAAACGCGAGCUUCCUCUUUGCAUGCAACUUCUUACCCAGGCUGUGGAGAAUUCAAGGCAACAGCUACAGGCCUACAGAGCCAAUCAAGGACCAAGACCGGUUCUUGAAGAAUUCAUACCCCUUAAACAUUCAAACUCUGAAGGCUCAGAGAAAAGCACAAACAUCUCUGAUAAGGCAAAUUGGAUGACAUCAGCACAGCUAUGGAGUCAAGCAAGCGAUGUAACCAAACCCCAAUCCACAAUUACGUCUACGAAAGAAGCCGAUAUAGGCUUCAACGUAAGCCCAAAACUUGCUUUUGACAACAAAUUGCAGAGAAACAAUGGAGGAGGAGCUUUUCUUCCAUUCUCAAAAGACCGUAGCUCAUCUUCUUCAAGUCCCACUUUACGACCUCUUCCAGAAUUGGCUCUCGUAUCCACCGACAAAGAUUUGGAGGAUAAUAAGAAGUGUUUGGAGGCCGAGAAUGGAGUUUCUUGUUCGAGGAGAUCAGAUAACUCAGGUAAGAUUGGCAAUGGCGGCUGUGGAGUUAUUGAGCCUGGAAAAGGAGGUGGAAGUGGAUCGGAUGGACAACAAACAAACAAUAAUAAUAACGGUAGCAAUACUACUACUUCUUCUCAAACUCAUAGAAAAGCAAGGAGGUGUUGGUCACCUGACUUGCAUCGAAGAUUUGUCAAUGCUCUUCAAAUGCUUGGUGGUUCUCAAGUGGCCACUCCAAAACAGAUCAGAGAGCUGAUGAAGGUUGACGGUUUGACCAAUGAUGAAGUUAAAAGCCAUUUGCAGAAAUAUAGGCUCCACACCAGGCGGCCAAGUCCGAGCCCACAUACAGCAGGAGCCCCAGCACCACAGUUGGUACUCAUAAGUGGCAUCUGGGUUCCACCAGAAUACGCCUCCGCAGCAGCCGCUGCCCACAGUGGGGCCCAAGCCAUCUACAGUCCCCACCCAGCCUCCCAUGCACCACCCCAUUACUGUGCCCCGCCUGUCCCACAAGACUUCUACAGCGCACCGACACCGGCUCCGGCACCGCCUCCUCCUCACCACCAGUUGCACCACCACACCCUCCAUCACCAGCUCCACUUGUACAAGGCCGCCUCACAAACCCACAGCUCGCCUGAGUCUGAUGCUAGAGGGGUCGGUGGUGACCGGUCGGAGAGCAUUGAAGAUGGUAAGUCCGGGAGCAGUAGCUGGAAAGGUGACAGUAGUGAGAAUGGAGGAGAUCAGAGAAAUGUUUUGGCUAAUUAACUGAGUCAAUUUAAAAAAAUAUAUCAAUGGAAAUGAGAUCACUUGUUGUAUUAGAUUUAGGGUUAGGGUUAGAAUUAGGAUGGUUCAUGUUUUAAUUGUAAUUUUAUUCUUAAUUAUUAUGUCUACAUAAUAUUUAAUAUAUAUUUGUUUAUUACUAGAAGAGAGGAUAACCAAGGCCAUAACAGUCAGUUGGAUAUUUGUUUUUAUACCCUUCUUGAGAAAAUAUCGAAGAAUAUUAAUUGGAUUCAUAUGGCUUUUCGA